UAACAGCUCAAAUGGAGUUCGAUUUACCAUCAUUAAGUCUCGGAUCGCGAUGGUUAGCAUAACUAUAGUGUCAUUUUUUCUGCUUUCGGCGCGGCUCGCGAUGGCACUUGACAAUAUGCCGCCUGACGGCAGCGUCAAGAAUUUGUUCCCGUUAACGUUAAUUCACAUCAACGAUUUUCAUGCGAGAUACGAGGAAACGACUUUAAAGUCGAAAGUAUGUCCAGCAAAGGAUUACAACACCGGAAAGUGUAUCGCCGGUAUUGCCAGGGUGUAUUACAUGAUCAAGAAGCUGCUUAAUGACUACAAACAGCUUAAUCCAAUCUAUUUGAACGCAGGGGAUAACUAUCAAGGAACGUUAUGGUACAAUCUGUUAAGGUGGGAAGUCACUGCCGAGUUUAUCAAGAAACUAAAACCUUCGGUUAUGACCUUCGGAAAUCACGAAUUCGAUCAUGGCUUGAAAGGACUGAAACCCUAUCUAGACGAACUGGAAAAGGCUAACAUUCAAACGGUUAUUGCGAACAUGAACCUAAACAAGGACAAAGAGCUAAGUCAGUCGAAGUUACCGAAAUCGACGGUGCUGACUGUGAAUGGACAAAAAAUCGGCGUCAUCGGUGUACUGUACGAUAAAACUCAUGAAGUCGCUCAAACGGGUGGAGUGACAUUUUACAGCUCUGUCAAUGCGGUUAAAUCGGAGGCUGCUGCACUGAAACAAAAGGGCAUCAAAAUCAUAGUGGUGCUCUCUCACUGUAGUUUAGACGAGGAUAAGAAAAUCGCCCGGGAGGCGGGAAAUGACAUCGAUGUGAUCGUUGGAGCCCAUUCGCAUUCUUUUCUGUACUCCAAGGAGUCGAAGAUGCCGUACGACAAGAAGAACGAUGUGAUUGAAGGACCCUAUCCGGUGCUGGUUGAGAAUGGAGCGAAACGGAAGGUUCUGAUAGUCCAAGCAAAAGCGUACGGAAAAUAUGUGGGCCGAUUAACCUUAUAUUUCGAUCAAGAUGGUAAUGUUAAGCAUUGGGAAGGUUUUCCGGUGUUCAUAAAUGGAUCCGUUCCUCAAGAUCCGUCAGUGGCGAAGGAUAUGAUCAGAUGGAGAGAAAAAGUACAAGAAAUAGGCUCAACUGUUAUUGGUCGUACCGAAGUUGAGUUGGAGCGUGAUCCUUGCCGCGAUCGGGAAUGCACUUUGGGCGUUGUUGUUGCUGAUGCUUUUGCUGAUCAUUACACCAAUCAGACCUUCAAGCCCAUUGCAUUUAUUCAAGCAGGAAAUUUCAGAAAUCCAAUAGAAAAAGGAGACAUUACUAACGGUGACAUAAUCGAAGCAGCUCCGUUUGGGUCCACGGUGGAUUUAAUAAAAAUAAAAGGACAAAACAUUUGGGACGCAGCAGAACAUUCCUAUACGUGGGACGAUGAGAAUCGCACCAACUGUUUGCAAGUCUCCGGUUUGCGUAUUGUGAUCGAUGCCAACAAGGAGUUCUACAAGCGCGUAGUUUCCAUUCAGGUUCGCGGUUAUCGAAGCCCCAAGCAAGAAACCUAUCAGAAGCUGGAUCCUAAAGCCGAAUACUAUGUAGCCCUGCCAUCUUAUCUGGCCGACGGUAAGGAUGGAUUCGUUGCGCUGAGUAAAUCUUUGGCUAGAUGGAAAGGACCAUUGGAUUCGGACGUAUUCAAAGCCUAUGUUCAAAAGGUCCGCGUUAUCAAAAACCUUUCGCUUGGGCGAGUGGAAAUUAGAGGAAAAACGAAUAUCAGUCGAAGGAAGUGAUCUGCGAGAAAUUCGUUCAAUAAUGCGCUUGUGGUAGUAUAUUGUUAAUACAAAGGCAAUCUACUAUAUAAAAAUGGAAUUCCGUAACGUUUGAUCUUAUUGAUGUUAUUGCUUCCGUCUUAGUGGUGUACAGUCACCACCAUCAUUUGAAAUCGUUCUAAAUCAAAAAAAUAAGCGGUGACAUGUGGGUUUUUUACAUGAAAAUGUUUGUUAACGUUCAGGAAAGACAUUUGGGGAAAAAUAAAAAGUAUCUGAUCACUAAAA
This is a messenger RNA of Wyeomyia smithii (pitcher-plant mosquito), 2011 nucleotides long. RefSeq names its product apyrase-like. Bases 50 to 1747 code for a protein of 565 amino acids. The transcript is spliced from 8 exons. Gene Ontology annotation, molecular function: 5'-nucleotidase activity. NCBI's taxonomy places the organism in Eukaryota, Metazoa, Arthropoda, Insecta, Diptera, Culicidae. The record is from RefSeq and is a predicted model, not a curated record. Gene Ontology annotation, biological process: AMP catabolic process. Gene Ontology annotation, cellular component: plasma membrane.